AUGGAGUUCGCAAUGGUGGGUGCGGACGGCGGGUGCAACAGCCACCCGCCUUACGGGUAUGCCCAAGCACGCGCCCGGGAGAGGGAGCGGGAGAGGGAGCGCCAGACGGCCCAGUCCAGAGCGGCAGCAGCUGCGGCAGCCGACAGCGGAUCCGGAGCGGAUGGGGGGUCUUCUUGCUCCACCACCGUCACCACCACCACCACAACCCCCUCCGCCUCAUCGGGCGCGCAUCUCCUUAACAACCGCCAGCAUCCGUCUCGCAACGCCAACACCAACGGCAGCGGUACCGCCUUGCGCCCCUCCUCUUCCCCUUCCUCCUCCUCCUCCUCGUCGUCUCAGGAUCCUGAGAAGCAGAGACUCCUCAGUGAGCGCAAAAAGCAGUGCGGCGUCGGAGGGUGGAGACGCACCCGAACCUCUCUCGGCGGGGACUUGCGCCACUCCGAACUGGCGCUACUCGGCUCCGUGGAGAACAUCAUGAUUGAGGAGGAAGAGGGCGCCAAUGAAGAGGAGGAGGACGAGGAUGAGGAGGAGGAGGAGCAGGGUCUCCAAAGGUCCAGUUUUCUGUGCAACAUGGAUGAUGAUGAUGAGGAUGAUAAUGAUGACGAAACCGUUUCGAUCACUGACAGACAUCCUCAAUCCGGAUAUGCAAAUGUUUACAGCGAGUUGGGCUGCGAAAGAGUUGUCAUCAACGUGUCGGGGCUCAAGUUUGAAACUCGGCUCAAGACUCUCACUCAGUUCCCCGACACCCUCCUGGGGGACCCCGACAAGCGCAUCCGGUACUUUGACCCGCUGAGGAACGAAUACUUCUUCGAUCGGAACCGACCGAGUUUUGACGCCAUUCUGUACUAUUACCAGUCUGGGGGGCGCUUGAAAAGACCUGCCAACGUUCCCUUUGACAUCUUCUCAGAGGAGGUCAGGUUUUAUGAACUUGGAGAGGAAGCAAUACAGAAGUUCCGAGAGGAUGAGGGUUUCGUCAAAGAGGAGGAGAAGCCUCUCCCGGAGGACGAGUUCAAGCGCCAACUUUGGUUGUUAUUUGAAUAUCCGGAGAGCUCCAGUCCGGCCAGGGGCAUCGCAGUGGUGUCCGUGCUGGUUAUUGUCAUCUCCAUUGUCAUUUUCUGCCUGGAGACGCUGCCCGAGUUCAGGGAUGACAAAGAGUACUUGCAGCCCAUGCACAACUCCACGCGCCCGGAUCACGGUUUUACGCCCUUCAACGACCCCUUUUUCAUCGUGGAGACAGUGUGCAUUAUUUGGUUCUCCUUUGAGAUUAUAGUCCGUUUCUUUGCGUGUCCCAGCAAAACGGCGUUCUUUAAAAACAUCAUGAACUCCAUUGACAUUGUUUCCAUUUUGCCUUACUUCAUAACCCUGGGCACGGACCUGGCCCAGCAUCAAGGAAACGGGCAGCAGACUAUGAGCUUCGCUAUUUUGAGAAUAAUCCGCCUGGUCAGGGUCUUCCGCAUAUUUAAAUUGUCCAGACACUCCAAAGGUCUCCAGAUUCUCGGCCACACUCUGCGCGCCAGCAUGAGAGAGCUUGCCCUGCUCAUCUUUUUCCUGGUCAUCGGCGUCAUCCUCUUCUCGAGUGCCGUUUAUUUCGCCGAAGCGGACGAGCCCACCUCGCACUUCAAAAGCAUCCCGGACGCCUUUUGGUGGGCUGUGGUGACUAUGACCACGGUGGGCUACGGGGACAUGAAGCCCAUCACCGUGGGUGGCAAGAUAGUGGGCUCCCUGUGCGCAAUAGCGGGCGUGUUAACCAUCGCGCUACCGGUGCCGGUCAUAGUGUCCAACUUCAACUAUUUUUACCAUCGGGAGACCGACAAUAACGAGGACCAGGCGCCACCGGCGGUUGAGAGCAUGCCGUCGGGAUUCCCCUACUUCUCGAACUUUUUAUGCAAAUAUAAAGGCUCGGCAUCCGGCUCCUCGGUGGGACACAAAGCGGAGUACAUGGAGAUGGAAGAAGGGGUGACGGAGUCUCUGUGCGGCCUGGACAAAAGCCCCAGUAAAGGGAACGGCACAGACAUAAGCAGAAGGAACAGUACGAACUCCAAAUCCAUUCAGACUGACGUGUGAUUACAAAUAUUUUUAUUUUGUUUUUCUUUUCCCGGAGAAAAUAUCAAUUCACCCGAAGUAUAUCAAGUUAGUCACCCAAACAAGUUUUACGCACGGGCCGAAGAGCUCCCCUCCGCCCUCCUAGACAAGCGCUUAGAAGGUCGCCAUGGUUACCAGGUCGCGCGAUAGUUCCAUGCACAUCUUCCCCACAACAUUAGGACCAACUGAUGCCAAAUUAAUUCAUCGAAUCUUAGCUGGCUAUACCAAAUUAGACACAUCGUGAUAUUAUAGAAAAAUAGGCUCUGCACUCGCACUUUAUGAGUUUCAUCUGUCAAUAGCUGGAAGAGUAGUGAUGGUCAAUUUAUAGUCGCCAUUUGUUUGCACUCAAGAGGAAUUUGCGCUCGAUUUACAAUUUUGGGAACAAAAAGUGUAGGCUGGCAGACAUUAUUUGAUCAUUUAAAAAUAUGAAAAUACACAGUCAAAAAUAUUCUCGGUGAAAAUGACCCCUCAAACACGAUUAAAACAGCCUAAAAGUUCAGCUAAAUGUCCUCGCUCUCUGAUACUUGUAUGAAGUGAAGCUCGAUGAAAGGUCAGUGCAUUUAGCAGUCAUGACGUAAACCAGGGCUAGAAAUUAUCGUGGUGUACUGUACAUGUGCACCCGUCAUAGGAGCAAAGCACAGGAAUCAACGCAUUUAAACACAGCAGGAGGAAGGACUUAUCCCUCCACGUUUUUAAUGAACAGGCCUCAACACAUGACGUCAGUGCCCCGAAACACAUUUACCGUAAGUCACCUCCAAAUGAUAAUAUCCCUUUACACGGACGCAAAUGGAAAAUUGAAGCAAAAAAGACUCUGUUGAGGAAACCCCUUGUGAGGAGGUUGUGAGCAACUUCCCCAUGUUAGCUGGACUUGGUGCACAAUUUUUUCUUUUUUUUUUUUAAACUCAAGAGGACUAUUACUAUCGCAUCUGGAUGAGGACGUCUUCCAAGCUCUGCUAGCGACAGGGCGUAAACCCAGCAUCUCACCAUCGCAGCAUUGUGACCACCAUGGUGGCUACGAGUGGACACUGAAGAAAAACAACAGCUGGAGGGGGCUCAACAACAUGUGGGGGCAUGUGGGGGUGGAACUACUACUUUCUGAAAUAGGUAAACAAACCGUGCAGGGUUGAAUAAAUGAAUAAACUGUGGCCCAGAAUUUGAUUGCCUUAAUUACCACACAUAAACAGAUGAAGGGAUGAUAUGAGUCUUAUGUUUUCUUUACACGUGGAAAAAAUGUCUCGUAAGAAACAGUUGUGAACAUUUUAAUAUGCCAGAGAGAGAACAACUUUCGGUUUCAAAGUCGAAAGGAGGUUUUACAUACGUAGGUGUUAUGAAAUUGUAACUCGUCCCGUCAGCUGUACUAUUUUGAGCUUUCGUAUUGUCAUCCAAACAAGGCUGACCAGAGUUGCUCAAAAGCCUGGAACCGAGUUUUUCCUUGUCCGAGCUGUGUCCUAACAUUACGAUUCUCAUUGACACAUUAUUUUUAGGACUGAAAGAUCAAUUGGUAUCACGUCGCCCAGCACAUUAACAUCCACUCUCACCAAAACAAAGAUGUCAGGCACAUAAACCCCACCAUAAAUAUCUUGCCACACACACCUUCCAUCCCAGAUGAUGGAUGGAACUCUCCAGUACUAUCGCCAAGAUUCCCACUCGUAAAGACAAUACACCUUAGGUUGUUCUCAGAUGCAAACCACAAAUGGACCAGCUGCUUUGUUGACUUGUUUCCACUUUUAAGUGUAUGCAAAGUAACAUGAACGUGUGUUCUCUAUUUUUUUAAACUUAGCCUUGAUAAAUACAUAACCAAAGGUGAAACCCUGAACUUAUUCUAUGUUGUGCUCAGAUGUUGUGUUAUAGAUGCACACCGAAUAGGAGACAAUGUAUAUAGCAGACAUUUAUACUUGUGUGUCCUGAGAUGUAUUACAGAGUCAUUUGAGACUUUCAAACUUUAUUUGACUGUUAUAGUACGAGCGUCGAUCAUAAUAAUCAUCUGUGUUUGUUUUGCCCUCAACGGCGCGAUCAUGUUGCUCAUAUUGUUGUGAAUGCUGCUCUCACACGUCUACUUUCUUUUUUCAAUUUUGAUUUAUUUAAUUAUUUAUUUAUUUAUUUAUUUAUUUAUUUAAAACAUAGCCUAACAAAAAAUCAUUAUUUGAAAACACAAGAUGACUAAUGUUGUUUGGGCACUGAUGAGCUGAAUCGCCUCUCUCUUACCUCUCUAAUGUUGUUCACUCACAUAGCUGUUUUGCAUUAUUAACUGUAUCUUCAGUUGUAUUUGGGUUUUAUUCAACAUACGGUUUUAAUUAUACUAUCACUUAAGAAUUCCAGAUUUAGAGCCCAAUAUCUUUUUAUAAGUAUUUCCCCUCUUUUACAGAAAAUCCAAAGUACACACUACUGCUCUUUAUUUGAACAAUUUAUAUCUGUAAUUACCUCACCAAUUGUAUCUGUGGGGGAAUAAGCUAUUCGCUGAAUGUUCCUGGUGUUUCCAGAGUGUCAUAAAAACUUGUAACAAUACAGGAUAGCCACAGUAGUUUUACAAUUGAUGUCAGUGGUUGUCGUUGUAAAUUACCCUACAAGGAAGAUGUUUUAUAUGGAACUAGAUUUGCUGUUUAUCUUGUCACUUAACAGCAGAGUUACUGGAAUAAAAAAUAAAUAGAAUAGGAAAAAUAUUUCAGGGGUGAAGUGAACCAAUUGUGUCAUGUUCUAAAUUAGAAGGACCUAAAUCCUGUUAAUCAAGCUCCUUAAUGUCUACAACAAUGAGAUUAGACUCAGUCAUUUCUUUCUCAACUCUUGAAUAAUGUGCACUGUAAGACAUUUAUCAUACGAGAAUAUGAAUCAACUAAGCAGACGAUUUGUGUGACAUCUUUGGGACCUAUACACAAAUUAUUUACUCUCAAAAUGCUAACUGCUAAACAACAAGCAUUGUAUGUAUACUGUGUAGAUUGUUAGGACACUUGUAUGCAUAUGCUGCAUUCCCGAGAACUCAAAAGUUGGACAUUUCUAACCUCUGACUAUGCAAAGUGAGUCAGAACAUUGCUUCAAGUUGUUCCUAUGUAGGAAGAGAAGCAGUAAUGCCGGCUGACAGAAAAGAAUUCACAAUGACCUAUUUUUUUUCCCUUAUUUUAUAAAUUCACUAAAACUGAGGCUGGAACUUGUCAUUUCCUAGAGGGAAAUUUCCAACAUACUAGCAGUCCUGAAUGCAGCGUUUGCACAUUAUUUAUUUGCCCAAUGUUUGCACCAAAUAGUGAAGUCUUCCUGGUUGGACAGUGUUUUUCCGAUAAGAAAUAUUUGUUUCCUACUAAGUGAACCAUACUGACCCACUUCCUCAAGUGGCUACAACACUAAUCAUGAUUGAAUAGCUCACGCUACUAAUUAGAAAAGGUUUCGAACCUGCCGUUAUAACACAUUAUGCAAGUGGUCAUUCAUACUUUUUAAAAAAAGAGUGAAAGAAUAAUGACAGAAAAAUGUUCACAGUUUGUGCUAAGUAUGGAGGUUUGAAAGAUUAUGCUUUACUGAACAUUGCAAAUUGAGUCGAGCAACACUUCUUCCACACACUGCUGAUGUGAAUGAUAACACUGCAAUAUCACAAUGACCACCCGUUGAUAUGCUAAACAAAACAAGGUCAAGUUAUAUUUUCCACAUGAGGCUCAAUAACUAAUUGGAUUUUGUCAUGUAUCAAUAUAUAAAGUUUCAAUACAUUACAGAAACAUUGUAACAAUUAAUAUCCAUCUUCUAACCUGUUAAAUCAUUCUCUUGAGCAGUAGAAUAUUCAACCAAAUAGCAAAAGUCAUAUUUUUCAGGGAUAUUAUAGUAAAGUAUAUAAUAUAGCAUUCGUGGAGUGUGUUGUGCAAGUUCAAAUGUCCUGCAAAUUUUGCCUAGAAACAAGUGGCUGUGUCACUGAGAUAAUAUACUUAUUAAGCCUCCCCCCCCCCCCCAAAAGAACCUAUAUAAUUAAUGUUUUAUUGAUCAAAAAUCAAAAAGACAGCGGUGUGGCCGGGGGGGUAGUUAGAAAAUCUGACUCUGUUCUUAGGGUUGGGGAUUUGCAGUGUCAGCGUUUCAGAAAAUGAAUCAGACAAACUAUUGUUUCUGUGGUUUUGUAUACUGUAAUAGUAAAUACGUAUUGUACUUUUACUAGUAUGUCGCCAACACAGUAAAUAAAAAGAAAAAAACCUACCUGCACUGAAUCACCAUUCAACGUUGUUUUCAGAGGCUUGUCCUCUCAUUUUGCAUUUAUCGCAUCUCGUGAAUGCAAACUCCUCAUUAUAAUGCUAAUUUGUAAUUGAAAUAAUGGAGAAUUUUUAGCAAGCCCUACAGAUGAAUGACUGACUACCUCACACGGGACCACGCUAGCCGCCGGCUUCCACGUUAACACUAACGCCGGUGGGGGCAUCAGACAACAAUCGCGACAAGGUGAGAGGAGAAAAGUGAAAUUCUAAUGAGGCCAGCCUCCAGCGAGAAAACACACGGAGGCUAUGUGUACAGAGGACAGAGGUGUCAUAGCCACAGGAGGGCAAUGAGGCCACGCUCAUCACACAGUUUACAGUUAUUCGGAGACAUGACUUCUCCAAUUACCAUACAGUGGACCUGCUGGCAAGACCUGUAAGGUGCAAUCAUGCAAUACUGCUGGCGUGUUCAUGCUAUAUAUGAAUCGAUCUGAUGACACAUUUACGAGAUCAUUUUAUGUUUUACCAACAUUCACAGUUGUUAUGCAGUGACCCUUUUUUUGUGUACUUCCCUGAAUGAGUGCAUCGCUCUAAAAUUGAAUGUUGUGGAGAAACCCAAUUUCAGUUGUUUGAUUCAAAAAGUCAACAUAUAGCUAACGGGAACCCAAAAAUAAUCAUUCUAAAAAAUAAUUACCUGAGUUUUUUUUUGUUUUUCUUAAUCAGACAUUUGGUCAUAAUUAACUUUCAGAAAAGUGUUGAUUGGUAUAAUAUAUGAUUUUUACUUUUGAAAUUGACCAACUGAAAUAAAUGUACUUUUCUUAAUAUUCAAAUUUACUGAGGGCCACCUAGUCAGUCUUGAAGUACUCUUACUUCACUAACAUACAGGAACGCCAACAGACAGGCGAUAAAAUUCAAUGAUGCAAAACGUAUUUGUGAAAUCCAAAUUCCCAAUCUCCUAGUCUCAAAUGCAGCAUUGCCAGACACCUCUUAGCAUAAUCAAUUAACAAACAUAAAAAUGUGGAUUCGACCAAACAGAGGAUCAAAUCAAUCUAAUCACUCGAUACAUUGAUCCCAAGACCAUCAAUACUAAGUGGACGGAAGAUAGGGCAAAAAUCUGAUGAUUUUAGCUGGCUGCUGAUGGAUUGACUGAUUUAAUCUGAAAAUCAUACACAGCAAAAUGCACAUUGGUUGUAAGGUCUUAGCAUAUAAAGUUAAUUGCAAAGAGGAGUAUUGCGGAUACUGUGAUGUACCACCACACUUUUUAUUGUUAACAUAGUGUGGCGGUUGGGGUAAAAAAACACACAUGCAGUGGCACGGCAGAUUGUCAGAGUGAUUAUGUUCAUUCAUGCAACGUCCUGUGUUAGAUGGCAGAGAGGAGCAAAUGAAUGCAAGGCUGUCAGAGUGCCCCUGAGCAAAGCAACGCGAUGCUGUGUGCGAGCACGCUUGGCACCAGCCAUCACUCAGCAAGCAGUGACACAUUCGAGUCGAUUGGUAAGGUGAAAUUAAAGACACGGGACGGGGAUAGAAUUGUUUUUGUUAGCCGUGGCGUAUCUUGUCAUGAAUCAGCAGAUGAAAGAUGUGUGCAAAAUACAAACAUGAAGAUUUAGUUGAGUUCAGAAAUAUUUGACAGGUUGCACAGACUACUAUUCUUGCAUGCAAGUUGGUACACUGUAGACAGCUAUGGUCGAUUUUGAGAUUAUGACUUGGGUUUAUUUCCAUCAGUCAUUGUCAAAUCAUCUGCAAACGCAUUCAGCAAAGAUGCUCUUUGCAUGCAUGCUGCAAAGUUUCCGUACUUUGCAGUCGCAGUCAGUGUUUUGUCAGUGUUUUCUAUAGCUGUAGCUGCUAUAGUGUAAGCGUUUCAAAACGCCCAUUCCAUUGUCAUUCUCCACGAAGGAAUGACUGACUAUUAAUAAACAUGUAAAAUAUUUCUACAGUUGAGGUGUAAGAAAUAUCCAUGUGAGUUUUGACCAGCCUUGCUUUUAACCUGCAUGAAGCUUUUUUUAAAGAACAAUGCAUCCUUAAACAAAGUAUGUUUGAGUUAUUCUUCUUCUCUAUCGCACACCCGUUUGCGUUGUAUCUUUGGAGUUUGUGUCUUUAAUGAUCCUUUUUUUGUUGUUAUUAAAAACCUCUAACUUCUGCAUUUUCUACAUUCACAACAUUUUAUAGGCAGCAAUAUGAGAUGUGAUUGAAAAUGGACCAUGUGCAAUGUUGAAUAAAGAAAAUAAUAUAUUCAAUAAAAAUUCUUAAAACAA
Syngnathus typhle (broad-nosed pipefish) is the source of this 8488-nucleotide messenger RNA. RefSeq names its product potassium voltage-gated channel, shaker-related subfamily, member 4 (gene kcna4). Gene Ontology annotation, cellular component: voltage-gated potassium channel complex; membrane. Gene Ontology annotation, biological process: potassium ion transmembrane transport; protein homooligomerization. The record is from RefSeq and is a predicted model, not a curated record. Bases 1 to 2064 code for a protein of 687 amino acids. Gene Ontology annotation, molecular function: potassium ion binding; protein binding; delayed rectifier potassium channel activity. The transcript has 2 exons. NCBI's taxonomy places the organism in Eukaryota, Metazoa, Chordata, Actinopteri, Syngnathiformes, Syngnathidae.